ACGAAAUCGCGCGUGACGUCAUAUUAGGACAUAGGUCUGUACAGCGAUUGGCCCUAGAGACGACCUCCCCCCCUGCUCUAUAACAUAUCAAAAGUCCUAAGAAAUCCUACUUUCGGAACAUGGUAAAAAAUAACGAUUAUUGAACGGAUUCUGUACACAAGAAACGCCAGCAUGAGAACGAGGCUGAACAAAAACAUACCGAGUUUUACCGUUAUUUUCGCCGUAAAUUAAAAAAAAAGAUUCAAUCAAAAAUGCUGCCCAAGGGUUUUUGUUAUUUAAUACGUAAUUUAUGUUGUUUUUGUGAAAUAAAUAGAGAAUUUUUUUGUCCAAUAUUGAGACCUCCUGCUUGAGAUCCCAGUAAUAUACGUGUGCAAAGAAAACUUUAUUUAUUUUAAGCAUCUUCUAUAGAAAUGACAUACAACAUAUAUCUUAAAGCAUUUGUAUCUUUAAAUCUAAUUUUAUGUUUCGACAUAAUGUAUGAAAAAGUACAAUGUCUUUCGAUUGAAAUGUACAUUUUCGAGACGUCUUGUCUACAUUCUGAAGUCGACAUUUUCGUAGACGUGAACUUUCCAUGCUUUUCGCUUGUUCGAUGGAAACUAAGAAUAUUCUAGAUUAAUGGUCUCUCUUUACCUUUACAUGGCUAGUUCAUGAAGAAUUUCAUAGGUAAGAUAAUUGUCUUUGAUUAUAAUAGCUGUUUUGUACAAUUUAAGGUGUUUUCUCAGCGUAAAUCAAUGAGACAUGUGAUUGUUUAGGUGCUCGUUAUCUAAAACCCGUUGUAUACUGAAGUUAUAUCUCUGGUAAAUGGCGUGGCUAAAAAAUAAAAGAAAAUUGAGACGUGAUACCGAGGUAAGGAGAACUGACAUAAUUUCGUAUUAGAUAUAUUUGUUUUAUGAUGUUAGAUUAUGAGUAUGAAAAAAAUAAUCUCGCUUUAAUUUAUUAAUUGCAGUGAAUUCGAAAUUCACCUGAUUAUGGAUACUUUAACAUGUGCUAUUUGCCAAAAACCUGUCACAAAAGAUUCACUAGAUGCUGUUCUUAUUGGCGAAAAAGGGAGUGAGGGUAUUAACCGCGCAAGUAAAGAAAGAAAUAAUAUAAUUUCAACUAAGCCAGGGCAACUUGUUCAUAAAAUUUGUCGUCAAGAUUUUUGCAAACCCCAGAAUAUUCAACGUGCCCUAAAAGAAGCAAAAGGAGAGUCUAUAAGCCCCCAAAAGCGACGGUCACUGACACGAAGUUCUGAUAAUUUGUUUUCAUUUCAAACGGAUUGUUUCUACUGUGGGACUGAAGCGUUUGGAGCAGAUGACAAGAAAAGUAGACCAAGAGACGUGUUUAAGGUUACAACGGUUGAAACAAAAGAUAAAGUACUCAAAGUGUGCUCAAACAGGAGCGACACCUGGGCGGCUACUGUACGCAGUAGAGUGCUACAAGUUCAUGAUCUACCCGCUGCAGACGCAGUAUAUCACAAAACCUGCAGUUCGAAUUUCCGAACAGGAAAACAGAUACCGCAGGCAUACUCAAAUCCCGAAAACUCAAGUAAGAAAAGAAAAACUGCUGGUCGGCCCCAAAAUGAAGAUAAGUAUGAAGCAUUCCUUGCCACUGUCAAAUACCGAGAGGAAAACGACGAGGAACUGCUUCUGACUAUAUCAGACUUACAGACCAAAAUGAGUGAAUAUCUUGAUGAGAACCAAUGUGCAUAUGGCUUCACCCACAUGAAAGAAAAGCUGAUUGACCACUUCGGCAACGACGUAGUCAUAACUGAAAUCAAUGGGUUGUCUAAUGUAGUUGCACUUAAAAGAACAGCAGACUCCGUCUUGAAAGAAUUCCAUAAGUCUCAAAAAAAUAAAUUGAGCCAGGAUGAUGAAAAGAAAGCAAUUAUCCAGACAGCAGCAAGGCUCAUCAAACAAGAAAUCAAGAACGUCACAACCACAGGAGCUUCAUACCCACAAAUAGAAGAUGAUGCAGAACAUCACGUUGAAUUCUUAACAGAGUCUCUAAAGACAUUUCUUAGUAUUAUUUUUGCCGGGAAAAACCGCGUGAAACUUGCAUCCAUAGGUCAAAGCAUAAUGCAGGAAGUGCGUCCACGUGCACUCAUGGCGCCACUUCAAAUAGGACUAGCCGUCCAACUUCACCACAAUUAUGCAUCCCGCUUCUUGAUAGAUACCCUGCAUUCUUUAGGAUUUUGCUCAUCUUACAACGAAGUACAAACCUUCAGCCAAAAUGCAUCAGUAGAUCAAGCCACAGAUAUCCCAUCUUUUAGCCGAGAGUUUGUGCAGUACUCAGCAGAUAAUUCUGAUCACAAUAUUAGAACAUUAGAUGGUAAGGGUACUUUUCACGGUAUGGGUAUGGUAGCGUCUGUUACACCAGGAACAAGUCAUUCGCAUCCAGUCCCAAGGAGAAAUUCAAUAGAUCCAGCAGAGAUAUCAGCUGCAGGUCAUGUUCAGAUGUUUCCACCAACCGAACCUAGAGGUCCAUUUACUUUAUUAUACAAGAACACUGUUAUCAGAGAGGUUCCAGACCCAUGUCUAAAUAUCACCCUUCUUUGGAAGAUGUCCAUGCUAUUUGACUGUGAUGCACGCUCAAACUGGUCAGGAAUGAUGCAGGCUGCAAUUGUUGGUGAAAAGCAUCCAAAGAAAUCUUCAGUAUUUUUUCUGCCAAUGAUAGAUCAUAAUCCAAACGACGAAACAUGUAUCUACUCAACUCUAAAGUUCUUCGCAGAGCAUGCCCAGAAACACGGCCUUAGUUGUGCAAUUGUUACAUUUGACCAGCCUCUUUGGUGGAAAGCGUUUAAUUUGAUUCAGACCGAACCACCUGGAGGUCCAAUCAGCAAUGUCAUAGUUCGACUUGGGGCGUUUCACAUGCAGAUGAGCUUCCUUGGCUACAUUGGUUAUCUGAUGGCAGACUCCGGAUUGAAAGACCUUUUGGAACUUGCGUACGCAUCAAAUGCAGUUGUGCAUAUGCUCAGUGGUAAAGCGAUAGCGCGCGCAGUUCAUGGCCACCUCUUGGUUGAUGCUGCAUUGAAUACCCUUCUCAUCGCCUCAGCACUUGGUGUCCAGAUUCCUAAGUUUGCUAGUAAAGAGCACAUCAUUACUUCUGGUGCUGACGACAAUGACUCCUCAGAAAUCCCAGGAACAGAGUGCGACGUUACGUUACUAAAAGAAAAAGAAGACAAUCAAGUGAUGAAUAUAGAUAAUGAAACAGAAGUUGCCUCCGAGACUGAUAAUCGAUCUGGAACAGAUGUUAUAGCAGAGAAAACGAAUACAGUGCUAAAAAUGGGGCCGACAUUUUAUCAGAAGCACGUUUCCUCUUUGAAAAACUUCUUGAGAGAAAGAUUCCCUGGGAAGAAGUGAAUUCUAGCCAACUAUGGAAAGAUA
Molecule: messenger RNA, 3365 nt
Organism: Exaiptasia diaphana
Lineage: Eukaryota; Metazoa; Cnidaria; Anthozoa; Actiniaria; Aiptasiidae
Exons: 4
Coding region: 969-3341 (790 amino acids)
Source: RefSeq, a predicted model, not a curated record